AUGGGAGCAAGAAGAAAUAGGAUGAGAGGGCGAAGUAGGAUUCAAGGCCUUGGGAAGGGUACUAUCCGAGAGGUCAAAGAGAUUAAGAAGGAAGAGAAGCAAGAAGGAAAAUUCAAUGUCGACUUCCAAGAGCUCAACAAUGAGUUGUCUACCAUUGAGCUGAAGGACGAGAGUACAAAGCAUUCUGAUGGCAGUGAGGCGAGCUGUGAGAAGGAUUCUUGUAUGAACGAUAGAGAUGAUAAGGCUGAAGAGAUCAAUGACAAAGAAGUGGUAGACGAGAAUGGCAGAGACGUUGAAGAAGAGGGUAAGAUAGGAAGCAGACAGGAGAAUGAAGUUGAUGUUGUAGGGAUGUCUCAGAUUCUCCAUCCCAUGACACCGAAUGUAUUGACUAAUGCUGUGCUUCAGACACCCGUGAGAAGAGUACUCCAUGAAGAGGGAAACAACCUUCUCGUUAAGGAGGAGGGCCUGAUGCUUCCGAGCAAGAUGAUCAUCAACAGGUAUCCUGGGUAUCUAUUUAUUCAUAUAGAUCAGGUGGAAAGGUUCAUGACAUCUAGGAAGGAGGUAGAGAGCGUAUCCAUUAAGAUUGAAUCGAAAGGGAUCCUCUGCGAGACAAAGCGAUAUCCUGUGAAUACAAAUGUGGGAAUGAAUGAGAUGCUGCGGGUUCCUAUAAGCAAGGUGGAAAGCACGGGGACACCAUUGAGAUUCAUACUUCUGCUGCAUCACAAAUCCGGGCAUGUAACAAAGUCAUGUGAAGCCAUGCUUAUAAUUGACAGUAGCCGAAUUCGGUCAAUACAUAACAAUCUUCUUGAAAGUAGGUUAGCAUGGGACAACUAUGUAUCAAGGAACCUGCUCAAGAGUAUACGAAGUUUUUUCACAAGUGGAGCACCGGAUGCAUGGAGUCUUAAGAUCUAUCUGUCGUUUAUAUCUGAGGACGAGUUUAAGCUAAUUCCUGCGCCUCUCCCUCAGGAUCUUAAGUCCCUCAGCAAAUGGCUAGUGGUGAAGAAGUUUUCCUACAAUAUAUGGUUCCGAGGAUUUGUGAAUGUCAGAGGAGAUGCUGGAAAGGCAUGCACCAGCCUGUGGAAGAGAAGAUAUGUAAGAUGCUAUGGAUACAUGAUCUUUGUAUUUAACGAGCAUUCCAGAAGUCUCAUUGGUACAAUAAGCCUUGUGGAUGCAUGUUUUGACCCAAGCACAAGCAACAAAGUGUAUCUAGAAAAUUUCCUUCGUAUUAACCUUGGGCGGAGUUCGGUUGAGUUCCACUUUGACACAAAAGACAAGUACAAUACAUGCAAGAAUGCACUAAGUAUGAUGCUUCCUCAGUCGCUGUUCUACAAUAAGGUGUAG
Messenger RNA from Encephalitozoon romaleae SJ-2008, 1341 nucleotides. RefSeq lists its product as hypothetical. The record is from RefSeq and is a predicted model, not a curated record. NCBI's taxonomy places the organism in Eukaryota, Fungi, Microsporidia, Unikaryonidae. The transcript has a single exon. The coding region runs from base 1 to 1341 and encodes 446 amino acids.